Messenger RNA from Galdieria sulphuraria, 1005 nucleotides. RefSeq names its product transducin family protein / WD-40 repeat family protein. Gene Ontology annotation, molecular function: structural molecule activity; protein binding. Gene Ontology annotation, biological process: positive regulation of TORC1 signaling; cellular response to amino acid starvation. The coding region runs from base 16 to 966 and encodes 316 amino acids. Gene Ontology annotation, cellular component: Seh1-associated complex; nuclear pore outer ring. Lineage: Eukaryota; Rhodophyta; Bangiophyceae; Galdieriales; Galdieriaceae. The transcript has a single exon. The record is from RefSeq and is a predicted model, not a curated record.
GCAGAGUGAGGCUGGAUGAUGAUGGAUGAGGAAGAAGAGAUUAGUGUUGUUCAAGAUAUGGCUUAUGACUAUAGCGGAAAGAGGUUAGCUACUGUUUCUAUCGAUAGAGAAAUAUGUAUAUGGAAUAAGAAAGAUGAUUGGCAACGUACUUAUCAGUGGAAAGCACACGAAGGUCCUUUAUUUGGUGUGAGUUGGGCACAUCCUUGUUUCGGAAAUAUUCUCGCAACAGGCUCUUAUGACAAAAGAGUUAUUAUUUGGGAAGAGCCAGAAGCCUCGUCUUCCUAUUCUUCCUCUUCGAUGGAUAAAAGUACAAAAGGGUGGACUGCGUUGGCACAUUUGGUGGACGCUAGAGAUGAAGUGAGACAAGUUCAGUUUGCUCCACCACACUUGGGUUUGUUAUUGGCUUCAGGCUCUGCUGAUGGUUAUGUACGUAUAUAUACUUGUAUAGAUGAAGCAGAUCUUCAUCAAUGGCCUUUGUUGACAGAAUUGGAUAUGGAUUCUCCAGUAGUUGGUAUGAGUUGGAAUCCAUCAGUAGAUAGCAUUCCUUUGAUAGUAGUAGCUUCCCAUAAGGAUUGUCGUGUAUGGAGUAUGGACAAUGAUACUCGUCGUUGGACAGAUUGGCAUUUGUUUAGGACUAGUGAAUCAGAUACUGCCGACCUUUCAGCAGUAGCUUGGGCACCUCAUGUGGGACGCAGUUUUGAACGAAUUGCGUUGGGUUGUGAAGAUGGUUCGAUACUUUUGUUUCAGUUUCCACGUAUCCAACAAGGAAAUAAAACAAAUGGACAUGAAAUGCAGCCAAUCUGUAGGUUGAAUCACGGAAAUGAAAGAAUUGUUCGACUGCAGUGGAAUAUGGUGGGUAGUAUUUUAGCUUCUUCAGCAAGUGAUCGAAUGGUUCGUUUAUGGAAAGCUUUACCUCAAGAUGGGACUCGAUGGAACUGUUUUGAUGUGGUCCAUUUGAAUGAAUAACCAUUUUGAAUGGUCUCCACCAUCAUGUCUCAAAGGAAA